Messenger RNA from Staurois parvus, 1683 nucleotides. NCBI's taxonomy places the organism in Eukaryota, Metazoa, Chordata, Amphibia, Anura, Ranidae. The record is from the annotation of a GenBank genome assembly.
AUGCAGGAAAAGCUCUCUUCUAAUAAGCAGGUUACAUUUUUGGUAUACCGUGACGGAGAUCAGAUGAAUUUCUUCCGGGUGGUGGACAAAAGGAAUGGCAAUUUGACUCCGUUAUCAGAAUCUCUAAGUGGAGGUUCGGCCAAUAACUUGUAUGCCGAAGACGAGGAUGAUAUUGAGGCUUCUCCAUCUGCCGAUCAAAUAAUAGAUAAUUCAAUCACUAGGAUCAAAAUGAAGUUGUUGAAAUCAAAGAUGGAGAGCAUGGAUCUCAAUAAAAAGCUGAGGAGAUCUUCAAUCUUAAGACCACGACCCCCUAUGGCUCCACGUCCCUCAAGUGGUUCUAUGGUAUCUGGUCGUCUGAGGCUGUUCAAAGUCCUUCCGCACAUAGGACAGACGUGCCUACCUCCUGGGAGCCUACACACUUCUGAGUCUUCCCAUAAUGCACUUUCUACUCUAACUGCUGCUGCUAGUACUCUAACUGAGAUUGCUGGUGAUGAUCUUAAGGAAGAGGAGACCUCUGAAAGUUCAGCGGUGAUUUCGUCACUUGCGAGUAUUUCUUUCCCCCCAAGAGUAUCCCCAGUAGAACUUGAAAAUGUCCGACUUUCAACAAACAUAGUCCUCCCCCAUAUUAAUUCUUUGCCUAAAAAAGAAAUAUUGAAAAAAGAUAAUGACUCUAUUUUGCAUUCAAAUCUAAAUAUAAUUUCUUCUGAAGAAGCUUCUAGAUCAGGCACAGAGUGCUUUGCACUGUUAUCAGAUGUAGGACCUUCAGAUCAGUAUGAGGAACUGUGCAGUUUGGGGAAGGUAAAAUCUGAAUUUGAGCUGGCUGAAGCAGAACAAAAGGCUUCAAACAUUGAGACCCACCAAGCCUCAGUCCCAAAUGCUCUAAACUCUGAUUUGAUGGAAACUGGGAUUCUCAAUGCAACAGAAGUGAGUCCCCCAAGGAACAAAUUUCUGUCCCCCAUCCACUUUUAUAGCCCAAUCAAUGAUAAUGUCUUCCCAAAAACACAGCGACAACCUAAAUGCUUUGAUUUAGGGGGCUUGAGGCCACCUGCGUCACACAAUCUUUUCCAUUCUCUGCAGCUCCGUAGCAUGGCUGAGCCCACUUUUUCUAGGACUUCUAGAUUUAGAGGGGUUAGAGCGGAGUCUCCAAGAAAGAGAUCCAGUGCAAUUGCAAAAGUGGAAGCUAGCGAGGUAACUGAGGUAGCCAGCAAGUCAUCACAGGAACCUGUGGGCUCACUUAACAACCUGAGAUUUUUUGCUUCACUGGCUCGAAGUGAAAGUAGGGAAAACUCGAGAUUCCGGACUGUUGUUGCUCCAUCAGCUUAUCUUCAGAAUGACAAAGUUACCUCUCUUAAUGACAAAGGGAGCAUCUUCAUUACUUCUCAUGGUCUUGGAGAGAGUGAGGCCAGUGCAGACUUUGGAAAGAAAAUGAUUGAAGCGACACAUCUUUUCCCUCCUGUAAAGCCUGCCUUUCGCAAUAAGAAGAAAACAACUAAGCACUGUUUCCUGUGUCGUAAGAGAACCAAUUUGGCAACAAGCUUCGAGUGCAGAUGUGGAAAUAACUUUUGUGCCACUCAUCGAUAUGCAGAAACUCACAACUGUACAUAUGAUUACAAGACUGCAGGAAGAAGACAUCUGCAGGAAGCAAACCCUGUUGUGACGGCACCAAAACUCCCCAAAAUUUAA